Molecule: messenger RNA, 3108 nt
Organism: Sitophilus oryzae (rice weevil)
Lineage: Eukaryota; Metazoa; Arthropoda; Insecta; Coleoptera; Curculionidae
Product: CD151 antigen-like
Exons: 4
Coding region: 149-925 (258 amino acids)
Cellular component (GO): membrane
Source: RefSeq, a predicted model, not a curated record
ACGACUCAGAAGAUGAUCAGAAAUCAGAAAAGAAAAACAGUCAACAGUCGCGCUAGAGGUCCGAAGGUUUUGUGUCGAUGUGCGUUUAAUGUGACUGAAACGAAUUUAAAUAAUCUCGAAUUUAAUCGUGCCAAAGGAAAUCUCGAAGAUGGGUUGUUAUUCCUGUAUGAAAUUUCUCUUCAUUUUCUUAAAUGUGAUAUUUCUGUUAUUUGGAAUCGCUGGUGUAGGUGUGAUCGUUUGGAUUCUCCUGGACCCUUCUGUACCACUUCACUUUACGCAACAACAGAAUGAUUUCAUGAUCGCUACUGUAAUCUACUUGAUAGUAGCCCUCCUGCUUGUACUCCUUUCCGUUUUAGGCAUUUACAGUGUCUCGAAGGAAAUUCGCUGGGCUCUUGUUGUGUCAUUCUCCUUGCUGCUGAUCGUUAUAGUCGUGGAAGUAGCUUCUGGUGUGUGGAUCUAUAUCAAUCGUCAGAAUUUGGAUGAAUUUACUCACGCCCACGUAAAACGUACCGUUCAAGAAAUAUACGAUACCGACAAGAAUAUCAGGGAAAUGUUUGAUACCAUUCAAUCUAAGAUGUAUUGUUGUGGCGCUGAUAACCCUGCCGACUGGGUGCGCAACAAGGAGAUCAACAUGGGCAUCACCACCAAGCUGACCAAAUUCAACAUACCGACCAGCUGUUGCCGCGAAAACAUUGCCGAAUCCACUUGCCUCGCCGCCACUCAGAACAUAAAAAUAGGCAACGACCUCGAUUUCGGAGUGAUCUACGAAAAAGGCUGCUACGUCCUGAUCAAAGAGAAUAUCCUGAACAGCCUCACCGUUAUUUUCUGCGUUUUCGGAGCCAUUUUGGGCGUAAAAGUCUUUGGGCUUUUCAUCGGCUUGAUUUUGGCCUUUUCAAUGAACAGAAACAAUCGAUACAAGGCUUAAAAGUCGCAUUUACAGCGUCAUUUAAGGUUUUUAUUUUCAAUCAGUAACGUUCUCGCUCAAUAUUAGUUUUUCUGAGUUUUCAGCCUAAUAGAUUUAAUACCCAACCCUGCCUAUUAGGCUGGUUUUAUACUUUAAUAUUUUUCGUUUCUGUUUUAAGUCAUACUAGUACUAGAUUCGCCUUUUCAGUUUUGUUAAAAGCUUUUAUUUCAGUCAGUAAUUUUUCUUUAUUCAAUAUUAUUUCUUUGCAGUUCAGCCUAAUAGAUUAAAUGCCUAACUGGGUUUAUUAGGGCGGUUUUAUACUUUAAAAUGUUUUACUGCCUGUUUUAAAUCAUACUAUUACUAGGUUGGCAUUUUUAGUCUCAUGAAAAGCCUUUUUUUCAAUCAGUAAUGUUAUCUCGAUCAAUGUUAUCUUUUCACGGUUUAGCUUAAUAAAUGUAAUACCUAACCAGGGUUAUUAGGAUGGUUUUACACUUUAAAAUGUUUUUGUGUCAGUUUUCAGUCAUACUAGACUAGAUUUGCAUUUUUUACAUUGAUUAAAGGCUUUUUUCAUUCAGCAAUGUUCUCUCGCUCAAUAUUCUUCAGUUUUCAGCCUAAUAGAUUUAAUACCGAACCCUGCCUGUUAGGCUGGAUUUAUACUUUAAUAUUUUUUGUGUCAGUUUUAAGUCAUAUAUUAUAAUACUAGAUUCUAGAUAAGUACUAGAUUCGCCUUUUCAAGAUAAUUUUUACAAUCAAUAAUGUUCUGUCACUCAAUAUUAUAUCUUCACAGUUCCGCCUAAUAAAUUUAAUACCUAACUAGGUUUAUUAGGAUGGUUUUUGUGUCAGUUUUUAAACUAUACAUACGCAUACAUUACAUAUUACUAGAUUAGGAUUUUCAAUUUCAUUAAAAGCUUUUUUUCAAUCAGUAAUGUUCUCUCGCUCAAUAUUAGUUCUACAAAUUUCAGCCUAAUAGUAAUAAUAUCUAUUUAGCUCUAUAUAGGCUUUGAUACUUUAUUUUAUAUUUUAUCGUGCCAGUUUUACUUCGUACAAGUACUUAGAAAUCUCAGUUCGCUGAUACUCAAAAGUUGCUCUCUAUAAAUGUACCUUAAUUCGUACAAAUCAAGCAAAUAAGUACCUUUAAAUGCUUUUCCUGCAUCACCAUAUUUAUUUUUCUAAUUAAUGAAUGCCACUGUUAAUGUGUAAAUAUAUUUGUUUAGAUAAGUAAAACAUUCAAUAGAUUAUCCUCAUGCUUAGGUACUUGAUGUGUCCAAAUUUUUGAAUCUUAUAUAUUUAGGGUUUCUCUGUCUAUGUGCCAUACUGUUAUUAGAUGCUAAUAUUAUAUUUCGUUCUCCUUUAGACUGAUUAUUUUGUAAUAAUAUAAAAGGAGAAAGGUCGAUAGAUGGCUUUGUAUUGUUAUGUAGGUAUUUAAACUUCAUUUGGUUUAUAACAAAUGUUCUAUUCGCGUGUAGAGUACCAUUUUAUGCUGUGUUCUCUUAAUUUAACGUAUUUAUUUAAGCAUCUCAUGCUCGUGUAACGUCUUUUUUCCUACUAAUACUAAGUAAGUCUGUCUACUUAAAGCCAAAAAAUAUGUAGUUUACGCACAUACUCAUGUCGUUUAACACGUACCUAUUUAGUUCUUAGAUUAAAUAUAUUAAGGAAAGUGUUGAUUAUUUAAUAUAUUUUAAGCGUUUUUUAAUGUCGUUCGUAGCUUACAAGUUAAAAAGAAAUAGAAAAUUCUUUGUUGUGCAAAUAAAAACCCAAUGUAAUAUGCAUGAAUGUAUAUGCCAAACUAAACAAUUUACAAAAAAAAUAUAUGUAUAUUUAACCUUAUAUUUUAUAUAUAAGUUAUAUAUUUUAUGAGAUAUUUACGUCUAUAGAUAUCACUUAAAAAUCAUAUAUGUAUUUAAAAUACGUUACCGAAAUACCGUAGAUUCAAAAAGUUUUAUAAUCAGACGGUUUUUUUUCAGUAUAUAAAGCACGUCUGUUUAAAAACCUUUUCGAUCACAUUGUAUAUCUGUUUAAUCUAUAUUAAACUAUAUCAGAAACUGCUGUUUUCGUGGUGGUUGUGAUACAAAUUAAGAAAAAAAUACUGGAGAAUCAAUCAAAAAUUGAAAGUUGGGAAGAGAUGGUACUAUUUUUUUAUCGAUUCUUUAAAAUUUAAUAAUGUAAGGUGUAUAAUCUCAAUAAAGUUAUGUGUCCACGUAGUA